Messenger RNA from Biomphalaria glabrata, 5760 nucleotides. Its product is annotated as transcriptional coactivator YAP1-like. Bases 226 to 1554 code for a protein of 442 amino acids. Gene Ontology annotation, cellular component: nucleus; cytoplasm. The transcript is spliced from 7 exons. NCBI's taxonomy places the organism in Eukaryota, Metazoa, Mollusca, Gastropoda, Planorbidae. The record is from RefSeq and is a predicted model, not a curated record. Gene Ontology annotation, molecular function: protein binding; transcription coactivator activity. Gene Ontology annotation, biological process: positive regulation of transcription by RNA polymerase II; hippo signaling.
CACCUGUUGCGCUGAGGUAAAGCAGUCAAUUAAUCUACUUUUCGUGUCCAAGUUAGCCAAGGAGUGUUCCGACUCCAUUGAGCCAAGAAAGAGGAUUAUUUCGUUGCUGUUUUCGUCAGGCUGUGAGUUUUGUGUUAAUAAUUAUAUUUCUUCAAGUGGAGGACCCCAAGCAAUACACUUUUAUUUCGUGGUGGCUGCGCCAGAUAUACAAAAGACAGAAACAAGAUGUCUCAAGAUCGGACUGGGCCGAUAGUUCACGUCCGUGAGAACAGCGACACAGAGCUAGAGGCUCUGUUCAAUAUAGCCAUGAACCCGUCGCUCUCCGAGACACACAACAAAACCGUUCCAUUACGGAUGCGGAAUCUACCCGCAUCUUUCUUUCGCCCUCCUGAGCCCCCAAAACAGAUGCAGCAGCCAUUGGGGGUGAGUAAAGACAACACCAUUGACGCACCCGGUUACCACGGGGCAGUUAACUCGUCAUCAAUGAACAUUGCACAUACGAGGGCUCACUCGUCCCCGGCCAGUUUACAACAGAGUCUGAGCGCAGCCCCUCCACCCCCUCCCACAUCCCACGUCCGGCAACACAGUUACGAUGCAUUGGAUGAACAGCCUUUGCCUGCAGGAUGGGAUAUGGCCAAAACACCCCAGGGUCAGAGGUAUUAUUUAAAUCACGUGUUACAGAUAACUACCUGGAAUGACCCACGCAAAACUCACAGUACAAACCCAGCUACAAUCUCCAGCAGCAACAACAACAACAACAAUACCACAACAAGUAACCUCAACAGUCUGCCGCAGACUGGAAGUCCUGCCCCUUCCACCCAGCCCACACUUACAGCCCCCAUCAAUGUGGACAAAGUUCCCUUACCGCCGGGCUGGGAGAGGGCCUAUACAGCUGAGUGUGAGGUGUAUUUCAUCAACCAUAUUGAACGCACUACGAGCUGGUUUCAUCCUUCAAUACCUGUACACUUACAACGGCCAGGUAUGAAGUUUCAAUCCCAGAAUGCAACCAGUGGUUCAAACCUCCUCACAUCACAGCAGGAUCAGUUGAAACAGUUGAAGCUACAGCAACUCCAGAUGGAACAGGAAGCUCUGAAGAAGAGACAAGAUGAGAUAGCAAGACAGGAAAUGGCUUUGAGAGCCCAGGUAGGUGAGUCUGUCUUGGGUACACCAGGAGAUAUUACAUCUCUCUCACAGUCAAGUGAACUGACCACUGACCCCUUCUUCGGACAAACUGGUACUUCUGAUCAUCAUUCUAGGCAAGAGAGUGCAGAUAGUGGAUUGGGUGGAAUGGGCACAAGUUACAGUCUCCCACGGACGCCAGAUGAUUUUCUCGGGAACAUGGAAGAUAUGGACACUCAAGAUGGAGGCCCUAAACUGUCAGGGCAAUCAGAUUUCGGCAGCAUGGAUAUGGGUGGAGUCAGCGAUGUUGGGGACCACCUCAACAUGGACUCUGAUGACUUGGUGCCUAGCUUACAAGAAGAAAUCAGCAGUGAACUCCUGAAAGACGUGGAGAAAGUUUUAGGCAACAAAGACCAUCCUUUGACAUGGUUGUGAGAUCCAUCCAUUGACUCUUCUCUAUAUUCUGAUACAAUGCGUAAAAAAAGAAAAGCACAUGUUUGCGCAUCACUCCUGGUUGGCUUACGAAAAAACAAAAAGAAGCAAUUUUGUACGCAAAUAUAACAGACAUUUUGUGCACUGCGGACAUUAUUAUCCUGGUUUCAUACAAAUAUUGUUAAUUAUGUAAUUACCAUCAAAACCUGAAUUUGUUUUCCUACGUAUUACUUUGAUUUUCUUAGCUCAUGUUUACGUUCAUAUGGUUGUCAAAUAUUUACUUUUUUUUUUUUUUUUUUUUUGUACCCUAUGAGUUAGUCUAUUAAGAAAACUCUGUUACUAAAGGCUGGUUGUUGAACUUAACAUUUUUUUUUGUUCUUUGAACUUGCCUGUGUACCUCAUAUUUCUAAUGUACAAAACAAAAAAAAUGACAAUAUUGUAUUAUCUUUUUCUUUCCUCUUACUUCUCUAUUAUAAACACACUACUGUAUUUUAAUUUUUCUGCUUGAAGAAUUUAUUUGAAAAAAAAAAAAAUUAUUAAAGAUUAUCCAGUGUUGAGGGUGGGUGAGACUUUGGUAUGUUUUUAUGAUCUUAAGACUUGUUACAGUACUAUGUCUACAGUGGACAGUUGACAGAGUGGGGCACUCUGAAUGGUUGUGCAAAAUAUUUUGUGUUAAGAAAAACAACAUUUUAUCUCCAUACUAUGCAUCUAUCACACCCUGAGUCAUUUUUGUUAUGAUUUUUCAUGGAUCUGUUAAUUCUUUCAUUCAUCUAUUUGUUUUUUUUUUAAUCAGCAUUGGCAUAUUCAUCAUAAAAUUGAAAAAUAAAAAUGUUACAAAUAAAUUUAAAACGUAUACAUAUUUAAAAAAAUUAUAUAUAUAUAUAUUAUAUAUAUAUAUAUACAUAUAUACAGCUUAUAUUUUUUUACUCUAUAUUUGACCCAUCAUGUGUUGUGUGUUAACCAUUCGCUAAUACCAUGUAUCUUUGUUGAUAGCUAAAUACAGUGCCCCACACCCUUUUUUUUUAAUAUCAGGACAAAUAUGUUUGUUGCAAGCUCUGUGGAUACCAGAACUGUGAACUUUUAUGUGAUUCUUAUUGUUCAGGCCUGCAGGGAUUAUUAUUAUUAUAGACACAGUUGAAAUGUUUUUGAAUAUAAACAGAUUUAGGGAAACCCUCAGCUGAUCUCCCCUUUCCUUGCACCCUGAUUGCAUUUUUUUUUAUUUGCAGAUAAAUUUUUAGAUAAAUUGUAGCAAUAAUCACUGGAUGAAAUUACUGCUUUCUAGUAAUGGAUACACUUGUUUGUGAUAUUUUGUUUAUAUAUAUUUUUGUCAACAUGUCUAUGCACUAAUUUUCAUCGAUUAAAAAAACUUUAGAUGAGACCUCUACAAGUUUGAUGGAUUUAAAAUAUUUUUAUUUCUAAGUAACUGAAAUUUGAUAUAGUCUAGCUUUCUUUUUCUGGUAGAAAUGUAUGCUUAAGGUCAUGAAACUUUGACGCACAUGUAUCCAACACAUGUACCUAAUUGAUGACAUUUUUGUUUUUCAAAACACAAAAACAAAUAAUGUACGCUUGUAACCCUUUUUAAAAAUACACUUCUCCCUGUAUUCAUUUCUUUAGUGAUUGAAAUCUUGAUUUAAGUCUUAAUUUGUAGGCCUUUGGUUUGCAUAAAGUUUUCUAUGCAAUUUUUUAAUCUCAAUUUUUUUUUGUUUAUUUACAUACAUGAAAUUUUUUCAUUAAAAAUGGCAAGAAAAUAAUAAUUAUUUAUUGAAAUGUUUGUAGAUUUUUAAAUUUUUGUCUUUGAAACUGGCCUGUUGUGUUCUAGUUGACACACAAUGAAAUCAAGGUGUUUUUCUAUUUAUAGUGGGAGAAGCAGGGGAUUGGUUCUACUAUGUCCUCAUGUUGCUGUUGCUCUGUUUCUUGUUGUGCAGGACACCUGUCCUUCCUGUUAUUGUAGCUGUUGUUGAACGUGUACUGCUGAAAACAAUUUGGUUAGCAAAUUUUCAAAGGGUGAUAAUCCAUUCAUGGUCAGUCUGGAAUUUAUUUUGUUUUGUAUGUGUCCAUACACUGGAACAGUUCUUUCAAAAGUGUAGCCAUGAUUCUAAUAUGGUUUUACAAGCUAUGUUGUUUGUUUCUCUGACCUUUAACCUAGACAAGGAAAUAUAGCUCUCUGUCCAAUACUGUGCUUUAUGACCUAUGAGAUAUAUUUACAUAUAUAUACAUAUAUGCUAUAAAAAUGAUUUGUUAUGCUUUUUUAAAGAAAUAAACCCUUUACUAUAGACGUUUCUCUUACAUUCUUUUCCCGUGUAUGAACUACAAGUAUUUAAACGAAGUCAAUACUGUUGUAAUUAAUUCAAUCCCAUGUAUACCAUUAACUGUAGCUAAGCUGAAGCCUUUCCUUUUUCUCUCUCUUAUCUUGGCACUUGGGUUUGUUUGCUCCUUUCACCUCUCCAUGUUUCCAUGAUUGAAAUGGUUAUGAAGAAAGAUGUCCCAUGAACUAAAAGACACUUGAAACUAAUUCCAUUACCCUCUUUGGGCAGCACCUGGUUGUCAUCAUCAUCAUUGUCAAAUCAAUAUUUGAAUGAACAUUGAUGCGUUUUUAUUAUGCUGUUGACAUUUUUUUCUUUUUCCGUACAAAAGAAAAAGAUGGUACAAGUUUUUAAACAUGUCUUGGUUUAAAUUUUUCUGUUGUUCUGGAUUAUUGUCUGAAAUUGACAAAUAUUUAUUAUGAAAAAAAAAUAAUAUUGCUCUAAUGCGAGCAUUUGAAUGUAUAAUUGAACUUAGUAUGGUAUUGGUAAAUUUUAAAAAAAUUAAAUCUCUACUGACGCAACCUGAUUUUGAAGUAUCCAUUCAAAGUUGUACAGUACUUGUAGGAAAAAACAACAACCUAACUCUUGUUCUUUGUACUGGAAAUAAAAAUAUGUUUGUGUAUUUGUUUUCUAGCUGAGGUUGUCCUCCAGUUAUUCACUUCUUCACAAUAUUGACUGCUUCUAUUAAACUGGUCUACUCUAGUGUCUUCUUUUUGCUUGUUCAUUAGUUAAUAGAGGAAAAAAAGAGUCAUUGUAUUGACUGUGUCCAUUGUUUCGUGAAUUCCUUUAAAUAGUUUAAAGCUUUGUCUAGGCUAGUAAAAAAGUUUUCAGCAACUUUCCAUUACAUAACUAAAAGAAAAAUUCAAACAUGCCCUCCAGUUUAUUCAUGUUUCCAAAUUUUAACUUAGGAUUUCUUAAAAAUGAAUUCCAUGAUUUGAAUUAACAUUUAUUCUUUUCUUUUUCUAUUUAUUGUAUACACAAGCAAUAUUUUAUAUGCAUAUCAGUGGUUCACAAAAGUUGCCUCCCUUACUUUUCAUUAUUUUGUCCAUUCAAUUCUAUAGUAGUGUUCAUUGCAGAACCAGUUCAGAAGUCAAUGUUGUGGAUUAGUUGAUGUAUGUUACUCAUUCAAAGGUGAUUCAUGCUCAUACUAUUUAUAAUAAAGCACAUACAUGUUUUAGGGAGAGGUCAUUAGAAAUGUUUUCUGCAUGCCUCAUAACUCAAACUAGACUGUGUUACAACACCCACACAGAAAGUCUUAGUCAAAUACUGGAUUUAAAAAUUUGUUUUUACACACUUUUGUUGUGACCUAUAUAAAACUUUCGCUAAAAUGCUUGCCAACAGCAUUUUGAACAUUUUUUGAGGUUUCGUAUUUCGAACAAUGUUGGAUUUCCUAAUUGAGCAAAGUGGAUGGAAACACAAUCUUGAUUGGACUAUGCAAUGAACAGUUUAUACUAAACUCUUAAAUUUGUUACAUUCCACAAGUUUCUCUUUUCAAACAUUUAGAAAGUAGAAAUGAUCUGUAUCCAAUUAGAUUUGGUACCAUCGUGAACAGCUAACGAAAAUCUGAAAAUCAUAAGAUUGUAUGAGUGGCCUUUUCCGAACUUUAAUGAAUAAUAUUUUUCUUGAAAUGUUAUUUACAAAGGUGAAUAUUCUUCUUGAUCAGUUUUUAGUAUUAUUGUAUAACAUGUACUUUCAUCAAGACAUAGAAAUACAUUUUCUAUUAGGAAAGUUAUUGAAAAUGUUAGUUUAGCCUUUAUAGAUAUUGAAUGUUUGUAUCUGUUAAUAAUUUGUAUUUCACUUGCAUUGUGAAAGUGGAAAUGUAAAUAUUAAAUUUUUGAUAACCCCUCCCAAACAUGAAUCAAUAUUUGUUACAAAAAUAAGUUAAAAAGAAAAAAAAAAAAGAAAA